This is a messenger RNA of Puccinia graminis f. sp. tritici CRL 75-36-700-3, 3165 nucleotides long. RefSeq lists its product as uncharacterized. Bases 1 to 3165 code for a protein of 1054 amino acids. The transcript is spliced from 3 exons. The record is from RefSeq and is a predicted model, not a curated record. NCBI's taxonomy places the organism in Eukaryota, Fungi, Basidiomycota, Pucciniomycetes, Pucciniales, Pucciniaceae.
AUGGAGAACACGCAACAAAAGAUAACACGCUCUAAGACUGGAACCCGUAAAGAGGCAGAUCCAGCAUCGCAAACUGCAACGCAAAGCGCAACUUUAAACCUACCCAACGCAAUAGAUCAAGGCAGAUCAGCGACCAAAGGUCCGCCAUCCAAGGAAGUGCCAUCCAAAGAUAUACUCCCCCAUGGGGGAAGCGCGGCGGAGCUACCGUCAAGCGAUGCCCACGAUAGCGAUGGAGAAGAAUCUCUCGAUUUAAUAACUAAAGUUCCGCAGACCGUGAAAGAAGUUAUCGAUACGACCUCCGUGCCACCUGAGGCAAGCGUUGGGGAUCAGAGAUCACACGUAUGGGAGAAGAUUAAAGAAGCGCAAACGGCAGGCGACGCCAUCCUCACUAAAAUCCUGCUGGCAGCGUAUAAAGAUCUAGACGACUUAGCAGAUACGCUAACGCCGCCGAAGAUAACACGCUCAUCGUCCGCCCUGCCGGUUCUGUCAACGGUUGAAUCAAAGACCGAGAUUGCAACUUCAGCCACAGUCACAGAACUUGAAGACAACUUGGUAUACGCGGUGGGGACGGUUACCAGUCAUCAAGAUAUCGGCUUCACGCCGUACUUUGACGAGAACAUCAGGAAGUUAAAAGCACCGCUACCGUUGACGAUCUUCGACAGAGAAUGGCAAAAGAAGGCCAUUGCAGCGCACUUGACGAUCAAACCAUCGAAAUCGUCUGAAGACAAAGCGUACCGCGGUCUUGCCUACCACGAUGAGUGGACGCAAUCCCACUCGUCAUGGACAAACAAUCAUCGUUCUUUCUACAUUACCUUGCAAGACGUUUACAACAAGAAACUCUUCGCAGAAAAACUCAGAAUACACAAGGAGAAUUGCGACGAAAUAGCGGAUGUAUACGGUUUCAUGACGGCAUUCAGAUACGACAUGCAAACACGCAUGAACGCCUUUGCUCACCGAGUACCGUCGAAAGACGGAGCCGCGAUCCCAGACAUCUCCGUGAAACAGAUGGUGGUUGUAGAGCAAUGCUACAGCACAGUGCGAUCGUUCGGCGAAGCAAGCUGGAAAGACAAUAAUUACGCUCCAGGUUUCUCGCACGCUGGUUAUGACCCAGAUACAGGUUUAAGAAGGCCAGAUUUCCACAAAUCGGCCUCUUAUCAAUCAACCUUCAACAAAGAAAAACAACACCAGCCGAACCAUCAAGAAAGAAGACGAGAAAAGCGCUGGUUCAAUGAGAACGCACAACACAAUACAAGCAAUAAACCCUACGGGUUUGAAAACAAACAUCAUUACCAAAAUUUCAACAACAACCAUAACCAGUUCGACUACGUCAACUACAACCAACAUCCUUACAACACACAGCACCAGCAUCCUUACAACACACAUCCUUAUAACGCCCCUUACCAAAACAACCAAGGCGGCUCUAAUCCAAACCGAGGUUUUGUUGGCGGUAGCAAGCGGUUCAAAGGAGCUAACUCUGGUUUUGAGUCAGGGGGGAGAGGCGGAGGCAGUAAAGAUGAACAAGAUAACAAUAAACAAGUAAUUUGGCCUACGGGCGUAAAGUGUGAAAUGGAUGUGCCGAAAUGGCAGCUAGCACUGAAAAGUGCUGGCCUGCUACCAAGUUUAAACCAUGUGUUGGACGGGUUUAAGUUCGGGUUCGAUCAAGGAAUCCCAAAACACAGGUUGGGAACACUCCGUUGGUUCACGCCUGAUAACCACUCAUCAGCAGAAAACUCCAGAGAAAAGAUACAAUCAUCAAUCAAGGAGGAAGUAUCAAACGGGAGAAUGUUCGGACCUUUCACACAUGAAGAGGUAGCCAGGAAAUACGAGUUCUUCCGAACAAGCCCUUUGGGCUCAGUCGUGAAUGCAGACGGCAAAAUGAGGCCAAUUAACAAUCUGUCAUUUCCCAAGCGGAACAGUGAGACGCCUUCGGUGAACUCUUUCGUAAACAAACUAGAUUUUUCGACUACCUGGGAUGACUUCAAAAUUGUUUCAGAAUUUUUCAGAAAUAGCGAGUCACAAUACGAAUUAGCCCUCUUUGAUUGGGCCAAGGCGUAUAGACAAAUUCCCACACUCGAAUCGCAGUGGCCAUUUUUGAUGGUGAAAGAUUUAAACGGGGGACUAUACAUCGAUACUAGGAUUACGUUUGGGGGAGUAGCGGGUUGUGGUUCCUUUGGAAUCCCAGCAGACGCUUGGAAGAAGAUCAUGGAACAUGAGUUCAACGUAGUUAAGGUUUUCCGAUGGGUCGACGACAACUUAUUUGUCAAAAAUUUAAGCUCACUAUGCGACAUGAAAUCAAUCACGGCACGGUCGGUCAGUCUAGGCGUAGCCACUAGCGAGGAGAAAAGCACAAUGUUCGCCAAUGAACAAAAAUUCAUUGGUUUUGUUUGGAACGGCAUAGAGAAAACGGUACGAUUAACGGAUAAGAAACUCGAGGAGCGGAAAAAUCAAAUUGCGGUUUUCCUAGAAGAACGAGCUACGUUCACUUUCAACGAAGCUGAAGUUCUUGCAGGACGUUUAAAUCAUGUAUCACUCCUUUUGCCCCAGCUCCGGUGUUACAUAAGAAGUGUAUACCGCUGGAUGAACCAAUGGAAGAAGAGAUGGGCAAACAGGGAAAUACCUCAAGACGUUCGCGAUGACCUAAAGUUUUGGACGGAUACCUUGAACAACUAUCAACAUACCAGGCUCUGCCCGCUGACGACACCAAUCGAGAUCAAAUGGGUAGGAGACGCAUCAACUAGUUACGGAAUUGGCGUUCUGGUGGGAGAUAAUUGGGCGCAACUAAAACUGAAGCCGGGGUGGGAGCAGGCGGCCCCUCCAAGAAGCAUCGCCUGGCUGGAAACAGUAGCAAUACGAAUCGGGAUACUUAUGCUGCAGGUGAUAAAGCCCGAUUUAAAGGGAAAUAACUUCAUAGUCUAUACAGACAACACGACCACACAAAGCACUUUACGUUCAAGGAAAUCAAAGGACCACCACUCUAACCUAGAGUGGAAGGAGAUCCAACGGUUGCUAAUCGAAAUGGAGCUAGACAUAACCCCUAAAAGGGUCGUCUCGAAGGAAAACACAGCAGACGGGCUGUCUCGGGGCGUUGUUGCACCACACACACCUAGAAACAGGGUAAUCUUUCCGAUCCCUGCGGAUUUGGAAAAAUUUAUGUAUCAUAGUUGA